Rubroshorea leprosula is the source of this 1061-nucleotide messenger RNA. Lineage: Eukaryota; Viridiplantae; Streptophyta; Magnoliopsida; Malvales; Dipterocarpaceae. The record is from the annotation of a GenBank genome assembly.
GCACAAAAUAUGCUCUUUUGCAAUAACACCUACUCUUUUAUUGUCUCGCGAGGAGAGAAAUUAGUUUUUCAGCAAUAAAAAUUCAUCAAACGAAUAAAUGGAAAUUUUUUCUUCAGAUCGAUUGAUCCUAGCGAACAGGUUGAGCUCCGUUAGGUCGUGCGCCACAGCGAAUCCUUUUCAAUUGUUCAUCUUUUCAUAUAUAUCUUGGGCGAGAUUCAGAAGGAAGGAUCAAUGCAAAGAGGACGUCCGAGAGGACCGCCACUGUCCGAGGAAGAAGUGAAGAAAAAGAGGGAGGAGAAAAAUAGAAAGGAUAGAGAGUAUCGGGCCCGAAGGACGUCUCUGGCUGAUGACCAUAAAAGAAGUGGUGUGGGAGCUACUUUAAGGAUGGCAGUAUGGUUUUUCUAUCCUGUUAGCAUAUGAUGUGAGUAUGUAUAUAUGGAAUAUGUGGUUUGUGUUUGGCUAUGGUGCUGGUUUGAGUGGAAUCUCCAUGCUCACACCACCAUGGAGUUUCAAACUUCUCUCCGUUUGUACUUUAUAUGGUUUUCAAGUUUUUUGGUGGUUUGUCUAUCUCAUUUCACGGAUGUGGAUUGGCACUAUGGUGCUGCAAUUCCUCCAUAAUUAAUGUCCUAUAUGUCCACUCUGCUUGAAAAUUACUAGCCAAGUGUAGGAUGAGGUAGUAACCUACACGCUUAAAGGAACUUCCCAUGACUAGAUGAUGAGUCCUUGAGCUCACAGCUGAGCUUCCACUGUCCCUCUUACUCUCCAUGUAUAGGGCUGCAGCAAACUUUUUCUCCAGAAACUGCUCUAUGUUUUGUUAUGGGUGCAGUAUUCCUGGAUGUUAGUUUGAGAUUUUCUCUCUAUGGGUUCUACUGUUUAGUAUCUGCUUAUUUGUGUUGUAAUAAUGGAUAGAUCCUCAUCUACUCUGUUGUAAUUGUAAAUGCAGUGUGAAUUCAACUUAUAUAAGGCCUUUUGUGAAGAGCCCGAAAUUGCUGACUUGUUCAAAGCCUUCAAGGAAAAGAAAGAACAAGAGUUCAAGGAAGAAUUAAAGGAGCUUGAGAAAG